This is a messenger RNA of Eucalyptus grandis, 1383 nucleotides long. Its product is annotated as disease resistance protein RPV1-like. The transcript is spliced from 4 exons. The record is from RefSeq and is a predicted model, not a curated record. The coding region runs from base 1 to 1383 and encodes 460 amino acids. Lineage: Eukaryota; Viridiplantae; Streptophyta; Magnoliopsida; Myrtales; Myrtaceae. Gene Ontology annotation, molecular function: ADP binding. Gene Ontology annotation, biological process: signal transduction; defense response.
AUGGAGAAAGGGCAAAGCCUGAGCAAGGCAAACAAAGAAAUGCUUGUUGCGGAAGAAAAAGAGAGCACUGAGGGAGCACCCUCUCCUUCAUCCUUCCUUCCGAAACCCACUAAAGGAGGUAGCACUCGAUACGACGUAUUCUUGAGCUUUAAUGGCUUAGAUACUCGAAAGGAAUUCACUGAUCACCUGUACCACAGACUCGGUACUGCAGGAAUCUGCGUGUUCAGGGACUGUAACAGAAUCCGAAUUGGCGAGGAAUUUAGUCCAGUGCUUCUCGAUGCCAUCACAUGUUCUAAGAUUUCUAUCCCCAUCAUCUCUGGACAUUAUGCUUCGAGCAAAUGGUGCCUCCGUGAGCUUAUUCAUAUCAUGGAUUUCAAGAAGAGCAAUUCACAUAUAGUUUUGCCCAUUUUUUACAAAGUGGACCCAUCCGAUGUGCGGCAUCUGAAAGGAAAAUUUGGGGAGGCCUUCCAUUCGCAUAAGCAUCGUUUUGAUGAGAAAGAUAUUGAGGAAGGGCGACAAGCACUUAAAGAUGUGAGUGACUUACAUGGAUGGAAAUCCGAUGAAUUUGCUAGCGGGCAUGAGGGAGAACUGAUAGAACGUGUUGUCGAAACUGUUCUAGGAGAGUUACGAAAAGAUUUUCCUCUACUUGUUCCGAAGGAACUAGUUGGACUUGAUGAUCAGCUGAAGAAGAUUAUGAGUUGCAUAAAUAGUCCUUCCGUCAAUGCUCGAAUGAUUGGAAUUUAUGGCAUGGGGGGGAUAGGCAAGACAACUCUUGCCAAGUGCAUCUACAAUCAACUCUCGAAUAAAUUUGAUCAUGUCUGCUUCCUUCCAGAUAUUCGAGAAACGACCAAGCACCACAGUAUUAAGUAUCUACAGAGUCGACUAAUAUCUGAGAUACUACAAGAAAAAAAUGAAGUGUCAACGGUUGAUUCAGGAAUUAACUUAAUCAAAUCUAGAUUCACAAGGAAAAAGGUUCUCAUUCUUUUGGAUGAGAUAGAUCACAAGGAUCAGUUAGAUGCUUUGGCUGGAGGAGGUUACUGGUUUGCUUCAGGAAGUAUUAUAAUUGUUACAACUAGAAAUAAAGCUGUUCUUCAUCGAUCCGAAUUCGAGGUAGACUACGAGCAUGAAAUGAGAGUGAUGAAUGAGAUCGAAUUUGCUAUGUACAUGUGGGACGACUGUGAGUUUUAUGCAAGUCAAGGAAUUGAAGAGUUGAAGCUGAGGUGCUUGAUAAAAAUUGAAGAUAAUGGUAAAUUAAGUAUGCAUGAUCAACUGAGAGAUCUUGGAAGGGAUAUUUUCUGCAAAGGACAAACACUCAUGAAACAUAGUAGACUAUGGGUCGACGAGGAAGCCUUCAAAGGACUGACGGAAAAGAAGGUUGAAUGA